This is a messenger RNA of Lasiodiplodia theobromae, 411 nucleotides long. RefSeq names its product 60s ribosomal protein l26. Gene Ontology annotation, cellular component: cytosolic large ribosomal subunit. Lineage: Eukaryota; Fungi; Ascomycota; Dothideomycetes; Botryosphaeriales; Botryosphaeriaceae. The record is from RefSeq and is a predicted model, not a curated record. The coding region runs from base 1 to 411 and encodes 136 amino acids. Gene Ontology annotation, biological process: ribosomal large subunit biogenesis; cytoplasmic translation. The transcript is spliced from 3 exons. Gene Ontology annotation, molecular function: structural constituent of ribosome; RNA binding.
AUGACCGUCAUUAACCCCUCCAUUGCCUCCUCGCGGAGGAAGUCGCGCAAGGCGCACUUCAGCGCCCCCUCCAGCGUCCGCCGCGUCAUCAUGAGCGCCCCUCUCUCCAAGGAGCUUCGCGAGAAGUACAACGUCCGCUCCAUCCCCAUCCGCAAGGACGACGAGGUCCUGAUCACCCGCGGCUCCAACAAGGGCCGUGAGGGCAAGGUCACCUCCGUCUACCGCCUGAAGUACGUCAUCCACGUCGAGCGCGUCUCCCGCGAGAAGUCCAACGGCCAGUCCGUCCCGCUCGGCAUCGCUCCCUCGAAGGUCGUCGUUACCAAGCUCAAGCUCGACAAGGACCGUGAGAGCAUUCUUGAGAGGAUAGGCAAGGGUCGCGAGGCCGUCAAGGCCAAGACCACCAAGGCGUAA